GCAGGGCCGGAGGUCUACGCAGCCACACUCAGUCGCUUGACAGCGAGAGCCGGCUGUGUCGACCUUUCCAGCUUCCGGGGUCACUGAGAUUAGAAAUGUGGACAGAGUGUGUGUGCAGGGCCCCCGAACUCCUGCUCAUCCUUCUGGCUGCAGACUGGGCUGCUAUGGAGAGCCAAGCACAGUUUGAGCAUGAGAAGGAGCCAGCCUAUUGGGAUUCUCAGGCCAGAGCAACACUGGAUGCCGCGCUGAAACUCCGCCCACGGGAACACCGUGCAAAGAAUGUCAUCCUGUUUGUUGGUGACGGUAUGGGCGUGUCCACAGUGUCAGCAGCUCGAAUCCUGCGGGGUCAGAUGGAGGGCGAGUCCGGAGAAGAAACUGUACUGGCCAUGGACACCUUCCCGUACGUGGCCUUGUCUAAGACGUAUAGUGUAGAUAAGCAGGUAUCGGACAGUGCUAGCACAGCUACGGCGUACCACUGUGGAGUGAAGGCUAACGCUAAGACAGUAGGGCUAAGUGCUAAUGCUGUGGCCUACGAGUGUAACACCACCUUCGGUAACGAGGUCUACUCUGUACUACGUCGAGCAAAAGCACAAGGUAAAUCAGUCGGUAUAGUGACAACAACUCGUGUCCAGCAUGCGUCCCCGGCUGCUGCCUACGCUCACUCAGUGAGCCGCAGCUGGUACAGUGACGCUGAUGUUCCUUCUAGCGCUCAGCAGGAGGGCUGUGUUGACAUUGCCACCCAACUGGUCACCAACGUAGACAUUGAUGUCAUUCUUGGUGGAGGGAGGAUGUACAUGACACCACAAGGGACACUGGAUCCUGAGUACCCAAGCUCCAACUCUCGCAAAGGAGACCGCAAGGAUAUGAGAAACCUAAUCGACGUGUGGCUAAAGGCCAACCCAAACAAGACAUCACAUUAUGUUUGGCACAAGAAAGAGUUUGAUGAGAUUAAUGUUGAAAGUACCGACCGUCUCUUGGGCCUGUUUGAGCCAAAGGACAUGCGAUUUGAGGUUUUCCGGAACAGCACACGAGACCCCUCCAUUGUGGAAAUGACAGAGAAGGCCAUUCAGAUUCUCAGCAAGAACGCCAAAGGAUAUUUCCUUUUUGUGGAAGGAGGGAGAAUCGAUCACGGACACCAUGAUGGCAUUGCUAAGUUGGCACUGACAGAAGCUGUGAUGUUUGACCGAGCUGUUCAGCGCGCUGCGCAGCUAACCAGAGAGUCCGAUACACUCACCGUGGUCACUGCUGACCACUCCCAUGUCUUCACCUUCGGUGGUAACACGCCGAGAGGGAAUCCUAUCUUUGGUCUGGCACCAAAGAAAGCGGAGGACAAAAUGCCUUUUACCAGCAUCCUGUAUGCCAACGGUCCUGGUUAUGUGCACAUAAAUGGAACCAGAGGGAACAUUACAAUGGUGGAUUACUAUGAUGAAGAGUACAUGCAGCAGGCCGCCGUCCCACUGGACUCUGAGACUCACGGGGGGGAAGAUGUGGCCAUUUAUGCCAAAGGCCCGAUGGCUCACCUCUUUCACGGGGUUAAAGAACAGAACUAUGUGGCACAUGUCAUGGCAUACGCUGCCUGUCUGGAACCUUACACGAACUGCCCUCCUCGCCAACACACCUCGGCCAGUGGUGUGAACACGUACUCCAGCCUGCUCUUUGGGCUGCUUAGUUGUUGUUGGUUACUGGUCAGAUGACCACACACACUUGAACAUGGACAUCUACACAGUGCUGCAAUCACUGCAAACAAAUCACACAGACUGGUAACGGUCAAAACCAUGUAUGCCGUGUUAAUUAUAUGCACACAAUUAGUUACACAGGCUAAUAUACUUGCAAAUAUGAACAUGUAUUAACAUACAUUUGUACAUCCAACUGAUCACCUUGAAGCCAGUGAAGUUUUUUUUUAUAAUGAAGACCAUUUACAGCCUGUGCGGAUUACUAACUUGUUACAAAUGAUCAUUUCUUAUUUCAACUAGGUCAUUGUAUCUAUGGGCUAUGGCAAUGUGACAUUUGACCCCAAUGACCUUGACCUUCAAUCAAAUGAUUCACCUGUGUCUGACCUUGCCAAGGCUAUUCUGGAAUCCACCUAAGUGUGUACCAAAAUUGGGUUGAAAAUCAAAUCCCUUGACCUUUGCCAAAAUAAAUUCUUUAUGAGUAAUUUUGAGAUCAAACUUCAUUGGCAUGUCAAAUUUGGUAGAAAAGGUUCUGGUAAGAAAUGACCAAUAAACAAAUAGGAAGACAUAAGCUUGAACCCAAUUAUUGAUGUUUGGUAAAUUUGGCCUUGAUGGGGAAUUCUAGAUGCCAUAUCCAUAUGCGUGCCACAUUUGGUAUAAAUCAGAAUAAAAAGCUUAUUUUGACCUUUGAUCUCAGUGACUUUGAACCCACUAAUUGACCUUUGGUAAAUUUGUUUUGAAUUCAGAAUUCAUUUAUAUGCGAGUGCCAAGGUUGUAGAUGUUGGAGUCAAAAACUUUAAUUUUGACCUUUGACUCAAUGAUGUUGAUUCCAUUGACUGACCUUAGGCAAAUCUGACCUCAUCUGGACAAUUCCAGGAUGCACCUCCAUAUGUGUACCAAUGUUUGUCCAAAUUAGAGUGAAAAACCUAAAUUUUAAUCUUUGACCCAAAUGCCCUUACUCUAAUGACUGACCAUGGGUAACUUUGCACUCGCCUGAACAAUUUCAUAACCCAGCUACAUAUAUGUGCCAUGUUUGGUGAACAUUGGAGUAAAAAUCAAUAUUUUGCUGUUUGACACCAUUCAUCUUGAACAGUCCCUUUAACGGCAUUCCCAGACUUGUGCUCAUCCACAUACCAAGUUUGGUGGAAAUAGGGCCAAGGACCUGACAGGAGUAUGAGGACAAACAGACAUAAACGUUUCUCAGAUUAUAACAGGAUUUUGUAGACACCUAUCAAGCAUUUGCACUAACCUAUAAUUUGCAAUACACACAUUUCUAUCUGUCCUUAUAGAUACUUUGAUAGAACUGUUGAUGUCUUUGUCUGUCUCUGUUUUGGUUGGACAUGUGACUGUGGUUACAGAAACCUGAUCACUGGGCUGGCACGUAAUGACAACUGUAACACCAACACUACAAGAGGGGUCUCUUACUUAUAAGUAUUUCUGGAAAUCAGGUAGCAUUUACAUUUCUAAAACUUUGCAAUUUUGUCUUUUUUUUUUGUUACAAAUAAUACACAACUGUUUUAC
This is a messenger RNA of Thalassophryne amazonica, 3191 nucleotides long. RefSeq names its product alkaline phosphatase, intestinal, tandem duplicate 1 (gene alpi.1). The record is from RefSeq and is a predicted model, not a curated record. Gene Ontology annotation, molecular function: alkaline phosphatase activity. Gene Ontology annotation, cellular component: plasma membrane. Gene Ontology annotation, biological process: dephosphorylation. The transcript is spliced from 11 exons. Lineage: Eukaryota; Metazoa; Chordata; Actinopteri; Batrachoidiformes; Batrachoididae. Bases 96 to 1694 code for a protein of 532 amino acids.